This is a messenger RNA of Aphidius gifuensis, 1777 nucleotides long. RefSeq lists its product as uncharacterized. The record is from RefSeq and is a predicted model, not a curated record. The transcript is spliced from 2 exons. Lineage: Eukaryota; Metazoa; Arthropoda; Insecta; Hymenoptera; Braconidae. Bases 408 to 1394 code for a protein of 328 amino acids.
CGUCUCUGGGCAACCGAGGACGAUUGUACACACGCGAUAAAAUAUAUAAAUAUUAAAUUUUAAAAAAUAACAAAAACUAGAAAAUAAAUAUUAAAACAAAAAUCUAUUUUUGAUUAACAAAAAAUAAAUAAAUAAAUAAAUACUUUUACUAAAUAAAUUGCUUUAUUAUUUUUCAAAUUAAAAUUCUUUACAACAAAAGUGGAUAUUAUUAAUACAAUGAAAAUGUUAAUUUGUGAAUUAUUUAUAUCGUUGUAAUAUUAUAUAUUAAAAAAAGGACUUUGUGUUUAAAAACAUGAUGAAAUUUAUCAUGUAAUGACUUGAUAUUGUUGAAUCUGACAGAGAGAAGAGAGAAACAUCCAAAAAUAAAAAAAUUUUCAAUUAAAAAAAUCCGGAACUAAUCAAUCAGGAUGCACGCGGUUGGAUUGCACUCGGCAUUGGCCAUCAAACGUCAACGUAAACGUCGAGAUGAGCAGAGACGUGCACGUGAACGUCGUUUUAGUGCACAAUCUGGUGAAAGUGGAUUGACAUCACCUCGAGCAUCAACUGGUUCAUUGGAUCAUCAUCCACGUCAUCAUCAUUCAGUACAACCACAUCAUGCUGCUGGACGAGGAAUGCUUGAUUCAAAAGUUGUAACAUCAAUUGGAAUGUUACAUAUUGGUGUUGUAUUUUUGGUACUUGGUGCAUUUUUACUUGGUAGUGGUUUAUUACCAUCACAAGUUACAACCCAAAAAAGUGGUGGUAAUCAUAAAAAAAUAAGUUGGUGGAAUGAAUUAGUUGCAACUGGUUUAUUUGCAUUAUUUGUUGGUACAUUUUUAAUAAUAUUAAAUCGUAUUAUUGCUAAAAAAGAAGAAGAUGAUUUAGAAGAAUAUGUACAAAGACAAUUAACAAGAUCAAGAUCUGGUCAUCGUCUUGAACGUGAUAUUGAAACUGGUGGUUUACAUACACGACAUACAAAACGUGUUAAACAAUUAAAAAAAAAUAAUUCAACAAAUUCAAUUGAAGUUAAUUGUGAAAAAAAAUUAACAACAACAACAACAACACCACCAAGAAGUCCACCACCAGCAUAUUCACCACCACCAAUUGUUGAUAAUGAUAAUCAAAAUAUACAAAAUACAUUAUUUUUAGAACAAAUUACUGAAGAAGAUAUUAUACUUGCUAAUGAAAGAGUUGGUACAUCAACAACAAAUAGUCUUAGUCCAGGUUCACCAAAUGAAACUAAAGAACUCAUACGUAAUAAUUCACGUAAUUAUAAUCACAAACAAAAUGGUCAUCAUAAUAAUUUACAUUAUCAAAAAGAAUAUGAGAAUCAACAUGAUAAUGAUCAUCAUCAUAAUCAUCAUCAUCAUCAUCAUUUAGUACAACCACCAAUGUACGUCGAUGCAGCAAUUAAUUAAUUAAUUUGUCUGCUUUUGUUUUCGUUUAAUCAUUUAAGAAUUUUAUUUAUUUAUUUAUUUAUUUAUUUAUAACAAAUUUAAUUAUUUAAAUUAUUAUUAGCUAAAAUUUUUUAUAGCUACUUUAUUUAUGUAUCGAUUGAAUUAUGAUAAAUUAAUGAACAAAAAAAUAGUAGAGUUUUAGGACUUGAUUAAUAUCAAUGAGACUACAUGAUCGUGAUAAUAUAGGGGUGUCUUUUUGAAUUUUUAAAACAUAAAUACAUUUAUUUUAUCGUAAUAAUAAUUAAUUUUUUUUUAUCAUCACGUAUAAAUUUAAAAUUCAGGUCAUAAGAAAUUUUAUUUUAUUUUAUUUUUGUUUAUAAAGUUGUUGUUCGAUUUUAACGAUG